Sclerotinia sclerotiorum 1980 UF-70 is the source of this 4560-nucleotide messenger RNA. RefSeq lists its product as hypothetical. Gene Ontology annotation, biological process: DNA integration. Bases 1 to 4560 code for a protein of 1519 amino acids. Lineage: Eukaryota; Fungi; Ascomycota; Leotiomycetes; Helotiales; Sclerotiniaceae. The record is from RefSeq and is a predicted model, not a curated record. Gene Ontology annotation, molecular function: zinc ion binding; nucleic acid binding. The transcript has a single exon.
AUGGAAGACCACGAAAAGAUCAAGAAACCAGCGAUCGCACAGCUUAACCGUGAGAACUGGCGAAAGUGGUUCAAAGUAUCCGAGCUUUACAUCAAGGAAAAAGGUUGGGGAUAUGCGUUAGAUCAUACUAUGGCGGAGGCUAAGGCAACGGUUCAAGGUUUGGAUACAAGUAUUCAAGACGAUGCGGAAUUCAAGAUGGUGAAGGCUCAAUCAGGAGCUGAGCGCUUUGUAAUACAAAACAUUGGUGAUAUGGAUAACGACUUAAUCGAAGAAAUCCCGGAGUUCAGCGACAAGUGGAAGAAACUCAAGAAUAAGUAUACACGUAUCACACCUCAAGACAUUAGGAACAAAAUGGGUCGACUUACUACAUUUAAAUUGCAACCAGGUACAUCAAUCGAGGAUGGAUGGAUUGAGAUUUAUACACUCAGAAAGCAAGUUGUUGAGGGCGAUGAAAAACAAAAGGAUCUUCUUACAAAGGAUGUGGUGUUAGAAUACUUUAUUGCAGGAUUGCCCGAUCGAUUUGAUGUCACUAUUGAAGCUAUUGAUGCGCAGGUCCUCACCUUCGAGCAGAAAUUCGAUAGAUUACGAGCUGUGGAUGAAAAUGCGACGUUACGCAAGGCUUCCAAAACACGUGAAGUAGAUCAGGAUGGCGAUACCACUAUGGCUAUGGUUGCAUAUCAAGGAAGAGAUCGUGGACGCAACCGUCGCUAUAGCAACGAUAAACAGAGACCUCGCAGUACUAGCUCUAACAGAAGCCUUAAAUGCUACACAUGUGAUACAAAUGGCCACAUUGCGAGAGACUGCCCACUUCGUGGAGAGAUCGCAAAGCUUCUGGCCAAGAAGAAAGGAUUACCCCCACCAACAUCCGGUCGGAAAUCACCAAAUUGGAGAAGCAGUGAUUCUCCAAGCCCUUCACGCGAGACCGCUCCACCAAAAUCAUCAUUUCGCCCAGGACGCGAUCGUGCUUAUGUUGCUGGCACUGAAUCACCUGAGGAAAGUAUCGGAGAUCUCACAAGUGAGUUCGCGCAUAUUUCAUUCCAUGGCACCGCUAGCACAUGGCUUGCCGAUACUGGAGCAUCCGCACACAUGACUGACCAAUUACAACUUCUCUCUAGCCUAAAACCUCUUCGAGAGCCCCGUUCGAUCAAAGUUGGGGGAGGUAGAUUGGUUGCGAAGGAAUAUGGUGUGGCAGAGAUCAAAUGGAAGAACAAGAUAUACAAACUAAACGUUCUAUAUGUUCCGAAGUUAGGCGUUAGUCUGUUAUCGGCAAGGAAAUUUUGCAAGGACCACAGUGCGGUUGGAGCAUUCGAUGAUGGGAGGAUGUAUUUCCAUAAAGACAAGAAGGUUAUACUUUCUGCAGACAACUACCAUGGCAUAUAUAUGAUAUCCGAUACAAAUGAGGAUAUACCGGAUACAGCAUUCCCGGCAACUGAAGAGGAGCUUCCAGCUGACGUCAAUGAUAUUGUGUAUAAUGAAGUGAAACCUGAUCAAGUGGAAGUUCAACGAAAGAACAGAGCAAACCGAUACUGGCUUUGGCAUCGACGCUUCGAUCAUAUGGGCAGUGGCGUGCUAGGCAAGUUACAUUUGGUGACUACCCUUGAGAAAGAAAUUCGAUUGCCUACAGAACUAGAACCUUGUGAAGUAUGUGCAGUAACGAAGAUGAAGAAGCACUAUAGUAGUGUUCUGGGGGAGCAUAAGAAACAGCCAUUAGCCUUAAUCUCACUUGAUAUUACAGGUCCCUUUCCAGCAUCAUUCAAGAGAAAGCGAUACCUUGCGGAAAUCAUCGACAGCUGGACUAGGAAGGUAUGGGUAAUACCCUUAGAGAGAAAGAACGAUAUUAUCGAUGAAUUGGAGAAAUGGAGACUUCGUGUGGAAAAAGAAUCUGGUUACAAUAUAUUGGCUACUCGUACUGAUAAUGCCCCUGAAAUUGAAAAGAUACUACAGCAGUGGCAAGAUACCAUCGGCACCCAGCGUCAAUCGACAUGUACAUACUCCUCGAAUCAGAAUGGAACUGCGGAACGAGCAAUUCUUACCACCCAAAUGAAUGUUCGCGCUAUGCUGAAGGACUCAGCUAUACCGAUGGAAUUCUGGAGUUAUACGGCUCAGGCUGAUGUGUAUAUGAGGAACAGAACAUGUAUUGGUCCGUGGAUUGACGAAUUCGAGGUACGACAAGGGCGAGGAGAGUUUCCAUUGGAUGAGCAACGCAUUAUCAGUAACAAGGCGAUCAAGAAACAGAUUUCUCCAUAUGAAGCAUGGACUGGAACUAUUCCAUCGAUAGACCACCUUAAGAUGUGGGGAUCAAAGUGUUACUCACAUAUCGAUCCAAAGUCGCACCCAAAUGGUGAACGACGCGAUAAACUAGUUGAUAGAGCAAGGAUUGCCGUAUUCGUGGGAUAUGAUGAGUAUACAACGAAGCAAUUGUAUGUGUAUGCACCUGAUAUGCAUGCAGUAAUCAAGACAAGUAAUUGUACUUUCUUCGAGGGAUCACCAGGAGGAAAGAUCGAUUUGAAACUACGAACUCGUGUUUCAGGGGGAGAUUUUAUUGAAGGGCAGGGAACAUCGAAUGAGCUACCAGACAGACGCCCAGUUGGAAGGCCAAAGGGAUCAAACUUAUGGCCUACACCAUUGAAUAUAGCAACGGGCAGUAGCAACCCAGGACCCAAAGGGUAUACCAAAUCAGAAAACCCAUGCUCUGCAACUAUACCACAAGUGAUCAUUCCUCAGAUGGAAAUCCCAUCGAAUGUUACCUCGAUACCUCCGGAACCUGAGGACGAUACUAUAGCAAUGGAUACAUAUGUUGCACCAAUGACAAGGAAAAGAACUAGAGAACAAGAUAAUGAAGCAGAUUUCUCUGAAGCAAAGAGACUUCGGGCUUUUCUAGCUAUGAUCAGCGAGUUGGAACCUGGCGAGGAAUUUUUCACCAAGGAGCAAGCUAACGAUUAUGCUUUUGUAUCAAGUACAAUCAUCUCACAUACAAUGGCAAAGGAUAUUCCCAUUCCUCGGACCUACGAGGAGGCAAUCAACGAUCCGAUAUAUGGGGACGAAUGGAAAGAGGCCAUUGAUGCAGAGAUCCGGGAACUUGAAAAGAAUCAAACUUGGCGUCAAGUUUUCAAUGAUGGCACAAAUAACUUAGUCACAACGAAGUGGGUAUUUACAACUAAGAUCAAACUUGAUGGUACUUUGGAACGCUUUAAGGCACGAUUGGUUGCACGGGGAUUCACUCAGAAAUUCGGAAUCGACUAUUUCGAUACUUUCGCCCCCACUAUACAAUCAGCAACCGUUCGCUCAUUCCUAUCAUUAGUAGCUUCUCAGGACCUCGAAGCCUACUAUUUUGAUAUAAAGAAUGCAUUCACCGAAUCUAAGCUAAGGGAAAAGAUAUUCUUAGCCCCGCCAAAGGGGGUUCAUAUGAAACCACAACAUAUCCUGGAAGUGUUGCGGAGCCUAUAUGGAUUGAAACAAGCGGCCCGAGAUUGGAAUGAUCUUAUCAAGUCUCGGCUCCUCGUAUGGGGAUUUGUACAAAGCCUUGCCGAUCCAUGUUUAUUCACACACCCCGGCAAAGGUAUGAUAGUAUUACUUUAUGUGGAUGAUUUACCUGUUGCAGCGCGAAAUACAGAGGAUAUUCUUUGGUUUGAUACUCAGAUUAAGAGCGACUUCAAAGCCAAGAACCUGGGGGAGAUAGAGAAUUCUAAGCUUCUAGGUAUGAGGAUCGUUCGGGACAGAAAGAAUCGCACUCUGUAUAUCGACCAAUCACAAUACAUUGACAAGGUCUUAAACAAAUAUGGAUUUAAGAAAGAAUCAUCCAGAUUAAUCAGUACACCAAUCGAAGGAUAUGAAGCAUUGAGACCAGCCAAGGAAGGUGACAGACGAGCCGACCCAGCCCAAUACUGCUGUAUGAUUGGAGAGUUAAUGUACACUAUGGUGUAUUCAAGACCCGAUAUUGCAUUCAGUUUGGGAAAACUCAAUCAGUAUAUGAAGGAUCCAGCGGAAUUCUAUAUGAAUCAACUUCGUAGAGUCAUGCGAUAUCUGAGAACUACAAUCAAUUAUAGAUUACGUUUCGGACCAGGGGGAGUGCGAAACCUUGUGGUGUAUUCAGACGCGGAUUACGCAAGUAGUAUUGUGGAUAGGAAAAGCACCUCUGGAGUAGUAGCGCUUUUGGGAGGAGGGCCAGUAUUCUGGAUGAGUCGAAAACAAAAGGCAGUUUCAACAUCUACGACCGAAUCAGAAUACGUUGCACAAUCCAUCGCUGCGAAACAAGGCCAAUGGUUAGCACAAGUACUUCGUGAUAUGGGAUAUAGGCAUUACAUUUCAGAAAACGGGACUAAAGUCGAUAUGAAGGGUGAUAACCAAGGGGCUAUUGCUCUAGUCAAGAAUGCACAAUUAACAGAUCGAUCUAAGCAUAUCGAUGUUGCUUACCAUCAUGUACGGGACUUAGCUGAAAAGGGAAUGCUCGAGGUUAGCUAUAUUCCCACUGACAAAAUGGUGGCGGACGGUUUGACGAAGCCAUUGGGAAAGGAUGCAUUCAGGAAGUUUGUUGAAAUGCUAGGGAUGGGGGAUCACUGA